AUGACACACCUUUAUUUCCUCUCUUUCUACCUGAUUUGGCUGCUCUUCCCUUUACUUGACUGCUCUCCUUUUGAUAUCCCUCUUCUGGCGAAGCCCUCUGUCAAGAAACUUGAUGAAAUAUAUGGCGACGAUCUCAAGACUCCUCUCUUAAAAGAUUCUUCCACAGCUUUCCAAGUGGAUCGGCAGAAGCCAAACCGAGGAAAUGUCAAGUCAAUCCUUAAAUUCACCAAAGGAGGCAUCACAAAUCUUGUCAAGACACGAACCCGAACCCGAAUUCCUCAGAGUCAAGUUUUACUUAGCUGGGACGCAUCCUAUGCUAUUGCUCAAAAGGCUGAUAAACCAUCCGAGGUUUCUGAAGUACAAGCCAUGGUCAAAACCAUCCUGGACUUGGGCCCUCAAUGUAAUGCAGUUGAUAUCAACAAGUUGAUAUCUAGAAUCAAUCUUCAUUCUCUCUCUCUUGAAGAUGAUUCUUUACGUCCAGCGGAGAGGCUUUGGUUUGUUGGGGUACUCUCAUUUCUAAGAUCGCGACUUCCGGAGGAGGAUCAAAAAGCUGCACACUCUGCAAUUCCUGAUCGCUGGACAGCUGCUGACUUGGGUAGGCCUCGGGAACAAUUUCUGCGAUUUUUCUUGAAAGGAACACACUUGAGAAUGGCAGUUCAGGAUAUGUGGUCAGAAGUUCCUUCCAAGCUAGAGACAUCCGAGUAUGUCAUUCAGGAGGCAAUGCAAAGGGAAUCAAUUGUGCAUCUUAUCCGAAAACAGAUUCGCAUGGCCAAUGCCGCCAAUCGACCAUCAGCAGAAUUUCAACGACUUUAUCUCGCGUUCAUCAACUUGGAUACUCCCAUAGAGUCUAAUAAAGCUUUUGAUUUGGUUGCAUCGAUUAUGAAACAUUUGGAUCAACCGAAACCCACAGAGAAGGAUGGCUUCGAUGAGGAAUCAAACACUGUCCGAUUGCUAUUACAUCUUGAAGAAUAUCAUGAACAGAGCUAUCGACAGUUGCACUCAUGGUUCAAAUUGCGAAAUUUUGAAGAAAAGAUAUUUGAGAGUGACGUGCGCUUUCAACUUGCAGACGAGACGCUGGCUCCGCGGUUCAAACGUCUCCUGAAAGGAUUUGAAAACCCAAAAACUAUCAAUGAGCCUCAAAUCAUCAACGUCCUCGAAACCUUGAAACAUGAGCAAAUAUCAGAUCCUCAAGUUGGAAGAUUGUUUAGAGCACUCGACUUCGUAUUCAACAGCUACGAGAGGGGGAAUCACUUUCGUCUCCUAUUAGAUGAAUACCCCCAAAUCGUACCAAGGCUCUUUGAGAUGUUAUCGAAGCGUCGUUAUGGUCGACUCAACCCGCGUUGGUUUCUGCAUGAUACUCUAGAGCAUCUGAUAUAUAUGGCUAACGAAGAUCGCAUAGCCAAAGAAUAUAGAAAUGAACUCGCAAACCAUUUGGUAUCAAGAGGCGUGCUUUCAAAGGACGAGAUUGUUCAAGACUCCGAACAUCUGCCUCGAGCGGACAAAGACCCCAUCCUUACGAGUAUGCUGUUUGGAAUAUUCAAGCAGGUUUCGGGAUUGAACAAAUUCAUGCGCAAUGAUAAGGACACCAACUCCAUACUUGUAGAAUACAUCCUUCACCUGAUGAUAUUCAAAAUCGAUCGAAAUGGCCUAUCCCGUCUAGUUCUGUCCUAUAAGAACGACCCAGAAAGGGUUCCCGAUUAUCACACUGAGAACUUCAUUCUGCUUUACAAAGAAAUAGCUCAAUUUCUUAUAACAAAGUCUUGGGAUGUUGAUGACGCAUUUAAUAAGUUCGCACCAGAACUUCAAAAACUUCAAACGCGGUUACGGACUUAUGCAUCGAUGCUAUGA
This is a messenger RNA of Melampsora larici-populina 98AG31, 1848 nucleotides long. RefSeq lists its product as uncharacterized. The coding region runs from base 1 to 1848 and encodes 615 amino acids. Lineage: Eukaryota; Fungi; Basidiomycota; Pucciniomycetes; Pucciniales; Melampsoraceae. The record is from RefSeq and is a predicted model, not a curated record. The transcript has 4 exons.